AUGUCAGCCAUUGGAUCUUUGGUAUUUUGCUCUGAAUGCGGAAAUCUUUUAGAAAGUACUACGGCACAAUGGACGACCUGUGAUCAAUGUCAAUCUGUUUAUCCCUCUUCGCAAUUUGCAAAUUUGGCUGUCGAAACAAAGAGUGGACCCAAUGCAUUUCCUUCUGCUUUGAAAUUAAAACAUAGCAUUGUCCAAGUGGAUACACAAAAGGAGGAGGCUGCAACGAUUGACGAAAAGUGUCCUAAAUGCGGUAACGAUCAAAUGACUUUCCAUACCCUACAAUUACGAAGUGCUGAUGAAGGCUCCACUGUCUUUUAUGAAUGUCCUAGGUGUGGUUACAAGUUCAGCACGAAUAAUUAA
Molecule: messenger RNA, 360 nt
Organism: Schizosaccharomyces osmophilus
Lineage: Eukaryota; Fungi; Ascomycota; Schizosaccharomycetes; Schizosaccharomycetales; Schizosaccharomycetaceae
Gene: rpa12
Product: DNA-directed RNA polymerase complex I TFIIS subunit Rpa12
Exons: 2
Coding region: 1-360 (119 amino acids)
Biological process (GO): termination of RNA polymerase I transcription; DNA-templated transcription
Cellular component (GO): RNA polymerase I complex
Molecular function (GO): nucleic acid binding; DNA-directed RNA polymerase activity; zinc ion binding
Source: RefSeq, a predicted model, not a curated record